This is a messenger RNA of Macadamia integrifolia, 2297 nucleotides long. Its product is annotated as WAT1-related protein At4g30420-like. The transcript has 7 exons. Gene Ontology annotation, molecular function: transmembrane transporter activity. Gene Ontology annotation, cellular component: plasma membrane. Bases 998 to 2185 code for a protein of 395 amino acids. The record is from RefSeq and is a predicted model, not a curated record. NCBI's taxonomy places the organism in Eukaryota, Viridiplantae, Streptophyta, Magnoliopsida, Proteales, Proteaceae.
UGAGCAGUGAGUUUACUCUCAGAUAAUAGAUUAAAUUAGACAAGUUUCAUUGAGGACUUGGACAAUCCCAUCAUCUCUCAAAGGUUUUUUUUUUGGAUGAAUAUCUCUCAAAGUAUUAGGUAGCCUCAUUGUUGACAUCCUUUUUGGGCUGAAAACAUGAAGGGAAACAAGCAAUCUCCAACCACUGCCCAUGUGUCUCUAAAAGUCUAAGCCCUUCAUGACUUCCGUCUCUCUCGUCGCCAUUAAUUGUUUUCUCAAUAGACAGACCCAAUUUCUUUUGACCUUUUCAAUUUAUAUGUAUGAGCUCUGACGUGUUGGGGAGAGAGAGAGAAGAAGAAGAAGAAAAAUGGAGUGAGAGCGCUGGUACGAGAAGAAGGGGAUAUGGUGGAGAGAGAGCGAGAGGGAGAGAGUUUGGGAAAGAAAGAAAAUGAAUGAGAGAGAAGUAGUUAGUCCGGACUCUGGGAUAUGGAAAGAAAAUGGAGAGAGAGAGAGAGAGAACUUGAAAAAGAUUAUUUCUGAAGGGUAUUUUUGUCGAAGGAAGAAUUUAUCAAAAAAUAAAAUGCGGAAAUAUAUAAUAUGAUUUCAUAUAUUUAUGUUUUUUAGAGUUUCUAAUUUGUAAUGAUUUGAAUGAGGAGAUCCAUCAGACUACGUACUUUGCCAACUUGAAUUCAACACGAACCUUGGAAAGACCAAGUGGCAAAGCUCAAAUUUGGUUAUAAUCUACCAAAUUUAACCACUGAUGUAUAAUACAGAUUCCACAAUUCAGAAUGGAUAGAAUCCUUUUUUCGGUAGACCACUUACGAUGAAUCCACAGCCUUCUAAUCCAAACCUGAUGGAACACUUUACUUCAUUUAUGAUGAAUCCAACUUAGUAAGAUAACAACGUGUGGCCUAAUAGGUAAAGGAUUUUUGUGAACCAGAGUAGCCAUCACCUACUUACAAUAAUUGAUGAAGAAAAGACAAGGUGUUGUGUCAGGCUCAGCCUUUUUUUUUUUUUAAUGACUAAAAAUAAAAAGAACAUAAAUGUUUUUGCCAAGUUCAGUAGCUCACCAUAUCAAGCUUUCAAGUUACAAAUUAAUCUCUGCAAGAAGGAGGCCAUGGGUUGUUUGGAGGAAUAUGGGCCUUUCAUGGCUAUGUUGACCUUGCAAUUCACCUCUGCAGGUAUUGCUCUAUCAACACAAGUUGCUCUUGAACAUGGAAUGAGUACCAGAGUCUUUGUGGUUUACAAGCUAGCCAUUGCAACUCUAGUAAUUGCACCCAUAGCUUAUUUCCUUGGAAGGAAAAGGGAAAACAGGACAGCCAUAGGAGCAAAGGUCUUCUGUAUGAUUUUUAGAGCUUCACUUAUUGGGGUAACAGCAUUCCAAAAUUUAUAUUUUGAAGGCAUACAUUUGGCAUCUUCUUCUGUGGCCACAGCGAUGAUUAACCUUGUCCCUGCAACUACUUUCAUUGUCAGCGCUUCUCUUGGAUGGGAGAGAGUAGAUAUAAGAAGUGGAAGAAGCUUGGCUAAGGUAAUUGGGACCUUCCUGUGUGUGAGUGGAGCAAUUUCAAUGUCUCUAUUGAAGGGUCCAAAACUAUUGACUACCAAAUUUCCAAGUGAAUCAUCAUCAGUUUCUCUCUUUGGUAACAAUAACUGGUUGAUAGGUUGCCUCCUUAUCAUGGGGAGCAUCUGUUGUUGGUCAUUUUAUAUUAUUUUUCAGGUUCCCAUGUCAAAGCACUAUCCUGAUCCUGUUUCUUUAUCUGCUUGGAUGUGUUUCCUGGGUACUUUACAGUCAGCUAUUCUGACAUUCUUUUUAGAAUCUGACCCAACUGCCUGGAAUCUCAAAUCCAACAUUGAAUUUUUCUGUGUUCUUUAUACGGGGAUUGCAGGACCUGCACUAUCAUAUUUUGUCUUAUCUUGGUGCAUUUCCAAGAAGGGACCACUCUUCUCAGCAACAUUCAGUCCUUUGUGCACUGUGAUUGUGGAUGUUUCUGCUUGUCUAUUUCUUCAUGAGAAGCUCUAUACAGGGAGUUUGCUAGGUGCAUUGGCUGUUGUGGCAGGGUUAUUUGCUGUACUUUGGGGUAAAGCCAAAGAUGUAAUAGACACAGAGAAAGAAGGGAAGAUGAUAAAUGAAUCUUGGGAGAGUUGUAAAAUUGAUCUGCAAGAACCCUUCCUAACUGAAAAAUCUCAUGAUGUUCAUGGGAGAUGAAAUUUGUGUUUUGGAGAAGAAAGAGAUGAAACAAUGACUAAUCAAAGUGUUGAUGAAAAGAAGGCUACAUUUUGUGCCAUCAAAACCAAUUUGGUGUAUUAUCUUUAUUGGA